AUGCAGGUUAAGUCUCAGGCUGAAGCUACGGCUCCGCAGUGCCAGGGAGCUGGCUACAUGCAAGAAAACCAGCCUCACCACCCGUAUGUUGGUCAGCAGACCUAUGGUCCACCAGCUGGAGUUGCCAACAACCCUAGCAAUGUUAAUGGAAGCGUUUUGGCCCAUCCUUUCAACAAGAUGUCUCUUCAGAGCCAGCCAAACGGCUCCAAGCCCUUCCCUGUCAAAGGUGGUAUGCCAAUUCCCAAUGUUGAUAUGUCUGGUAUGCAGCAUUAUGGGCAGUACAUGAUGGCCCCCAAUGGGCCCAUGUUUGGUGGCUACCCUCCAGCACCGCAGUUUGGACAGUUCCCGAUGCGUGCUACUGAUCAAGGUAGCUCUCUCCAAUGUAUUCCUCCUAAUUUUUACCCCGGCUUUCCUACCAACCCUCCCUUUACUCCGGAUUGUGUAUCUGGGUACCCCUGGCCGUAUUAUCCAAAUGGUGAUUUUCCAAACCACGGGAAUAUUCCCCUUGAUCCACGGACCUCUGUUGACGAAGUGAAUACAGGCAGCCCUAAUAUGGGUCUAUCUGGGCCACCACAGGAUUAUUACCCUGGUGCUGCUCCAGUUGACCGCUCUUCCGCACCGGGUUAUAUGUAUAACAACCCUACACCUCAGCAGCUUCUUCCCUACCAAAUGAUGAAGACUGGUUCUGGCUAUGUCCUCCAGGACCUGGAUGCUCUACUCAAACAGGAGCCUCCUAUCCCACGUGCUGUCCCCGCUAUGUGGACUAACCCUUCCGACCUAACUCUUGCAAAGUGCCUUGAGAACCGUGAAGGUAUUACUAAUGUCUACAUCCGUGGGUUCCUCCCGGAGACCACAGAUGAAAUGUUGCAAAACUAUGCCUCACGUUUUGGCAAGAUUGACAGAUGCAAAGCGAUCAUUGAUUUGGAGACCGGAUUGUGCAAAGGGUAUAGUUUGAUAUCUUUUGUCUCUGUUACACAUUUACUAAUUGUUAUUAGGUUUGGCUUUGUCCAAUUCUUUAGCUUCGAUGCCUGCGAGAAUUGCAUUCGAGGAUUCUUCCACCUUGGCUACCAGGCUAGCUUUGCACAGAAAUCUCGCAACUCCCGCCUUAAGGACCUGGAAGACAAGAAUUCCACAAACGUUUAUUGCACUAAUGUUCCCAUUGACUGGGCCGAGGCAGACCUUCGCCGUCACUUUGAACCUUACCAAGUCGUAUCUGAGAAAAUCAGCCGAGAUGAAAAGACUGGAGUUAGCAAGGAAGUUGGCUUCGCUAGAUUCGAGACUCGCGAAAUUGCUGAAAAGGUCGUUCAACAAUUCCAUAACGUUGUUGGAAAGGACGGAGUAAAGCUCCUCCUGCGCUUUGCAGAUACCAAGGCUCAAAAACAGCUCAAACAUCAAAGCAAUGAGCGUCGAGCUUACCGUGCUGGAGAAUAUAACUACUCAGUUGAGCUUGUUAAUAGUGCUACUCCAUCUCCAAGCCUCCAUCGUCUACAGCAAGCCGCCUCUCAUUUUAGCCCAACUUCUCAAAAUAGCUACCCCUCUCCAAUUGGAGGUGUCGGACAAGUUUGGACUCCUGCAACGUCUAUUUCUCCACCGUAUGAAUUCUCCACCCCCUUGCUACAGCUUGAUAUAUACUAA
Molecule: messenger RNA, 1635 nt
Organism: Trichophyton benhamiae CBS 112371
Lineage: Eukaryota; Fungi; Ascomycota; Eurotiomycetes; Onygenales; Arthrodermataceae
Gene: mrb1
Product: meiotic RNA-binding protein 1
Exons: 4
Coding region: 1-1635 (544 amino acids)
Cellular component (GO): ribonucleoprotein complex; cytosol; nucleus
Molecular function (GO): mRNA 3'-UTR binding; poly(U) RNA binding; poly(A) binding
Source: RefSeq, a predicted model, not a curated record